Molecule: messenger RNA, 4991 nt
Organism: Pangasianodon hypophthalmus (striped catfish)
Lineage: Eukaryota; Metazoa; Chordata; Actinopteri; Siluriformes; Pangasiidae
Gene: gpr183b
Product: G protein-coupled receptor 183b
Exons: 2
Coding region: 1120-2190 (356 amino acids)
Biological process (GO): G protein-coupled receptor signaling pathway
Cellular component (GO): membrane
Molecular function (GO): G protein-coupled receptor activity; oxysterol binding
Source: RefSeq, a predicted model, not a curated record
AAUCCGAAGACUUUUUAAUCAUCAAUAAAAUAUUUUAUAUAUACAUACACACAAUAUAUGGCCAAAAGUUUGUGGACACCUGACCAUCACACCCUUAUGUGGUUCUUCACCAAACUGUUGCCUCCUGACCUGACAUCAGUGCCUGACUUCACUAAUGCUCUUGUGGCUGAAUGAGCAGAAAUCUCCACAGCCACACUCUAAAAUCCAGUAGAAAACCUUCCCAGAAGAGAGGAGGUUGUCAUAACAGUAAACGGGAAUAAAUCUGGAAUGGGAUGCUACGUAUCAGUUACGUAAAGAUUACACUGUGAGUGCAGUGUGAUGCUAUUACCACCCUGAAGUUGAUUAUUUUCCCAUAGAAGCAAGAGUUUUAUUCCUCUUGUUCCACAGCAAUUUGCCAGUGAAUACAAUUUUUUACUAAUUAACAAAUGAAAGAUCAUACUACGCAGCUUUAAACAGUUGGUUCUUCACUUCCUCUCGCUUGAAACUUUCCUGUGGUGCAAAGCUUAAAGUUACAGCUUUACUUCUGUGGUGCUUGUGUGCUGACACUGGAGACUCCUUCAAUAAAUACUAAAUAAAUGUCUCUUUAGAGAAAGUGUCUGCCAUACUUGUCUACCUUGUCCUGCAAAAUGGAUAAAUCAUAUCCCGGGGAAAUAUAAACACCUCAUGUAUAUCAUGGCUACUUGAAACACUAAAUCAGAUCUUUGAUCAACUUAUAAUACACAAAAUACAAAUAUGCCCUUUAGAUUCGGUUCCAUAUUAAUGUCAAACUGUCUGUGGACUGAGUUUCACUUCUCCAAAUGAACCCCAACAGCCUCACUCUUGACACAUGAAAAGAGGAGGUGCUGGAAAAAAUUAGCAAAAAGAGGAAAGGAAGUGGUGUGGUUUUAGAGAUUCAACCUACUUGGAGCUGUGCAUUUUAAAAAGCCUACUUGAGACAUUUGAGAUAGUUGAGGAUAGCAACUAUGUCAUAAGGGAGGGGGAAAAUAUACAUAUACAUACAGAUUGUGUGAGAAAUAAGAGGGUGUGUCUUGGUUUGAGAUGCAUGAGGAGCUCUGCAUUGCCCGAUCAGAGAUAUAAGCUGCUGCUCAACUGUUUGUCUGUAUUUAUCAGUCUGCGAAGAUGUCUGCACCAGCGAUCUCCAACUGCACCAACCUGUACUCCCACAGUCCUGUGGCACGUGUGCUCAUGCCGCUGGCCUACUCAAUCAUCUGCCCACUGGGGCUGCUGGGCAAUGUGCUGGCACUGCACGUCAUCUACACCAAGCUGACCAAGCUCAACUCCAGCACGCUGUACUCGGCCAACCUGGCAGUGUCAGACUUGCUCUUCUGCAUGGCUCUGCCACUGCGGGCCAUCUACUACGCCCUGGGCUUUCACUGGCCGCUGGGAGAGGGACUAUGCAAGGCCACAGCAUUGCUCUUCUAUGUCAAUUGCUACGCAGGUGUUAAUUUUAUGACCUGUCUUGCUGUGGAUCGCUUUGUGGCAGUAGCACUGCGGCCGAGGUUGGUAUGGCUCCGGAAAAUGCGGAAUGUGAAGUUAAUUUGUUUGUUAGUGUGGGUGCUUGUGUUAGUGCAGACGCUGCCAUUACUGACCAUGCCCAUGACUCAUGUGGAGCAGGAUGGCACCACUACUUGCAUGGAGUACCCUAAUUUUGAGAGCACUGUCCAAGGCUUGCCUUACAUUCUGAUUGGCGCUGUAGUUUUGGGCUAUGGGAUCCCACUGGGGACAAUCCUUGUCUGUUACUCAGCGCUCUCACACAGACUGCGGCUAGCUGCCAAGUCCAACCGCCUGACUGAGCGAUCUGGAAGGACUCAUAAGGCACGGAGUGUGAUUGCCGGCGUUGUGCUGGUGUUUGUUGUGUGUUUCAGCCCGUACCACCUGGACCUGCUGCAGUACAUGUUGCGGAAGCUUGUGUACGAGCCGGACUGCAAUGAGCUGCACUCCUUCCAGAUCUCACUGCACAUCACCGUGUGCCUCAUGAACUUCAACGCAUGCCUUGACCCAUUCGUUUACUUUUUUGCGUGCAAUGGCUACAAGAAGAAAGUGCUGAGUAUGCUGAAGCGCCAGGUCAGCCCGUCACUCUCCAGUGUAGCACCCAGUUCACCUGACAGCUCAGCAGCUCAUGAACAACAAACCCAUUUAUCCCGCCAAAACAGACACCUGACCCUGAACACCAUCGAGAACAGCUCCUGAACCUCCACAUACCUCCUGGCAGCCUUCGGACAGGAUAUAUUUUCCAGACGUAUGUCUGUAACGAACAAUUUGCACUGUAUGAGAGAUUUCUGAAUACAGAGCUGGCAGAGUUUACAUGAGGAUUUUCAUCACACCCAAACAAGUUCUCAUUCAUGUUUCAUAUCUUCAAGGAAAACUUUGUUAUAACCACUUGUUGUACUGCUUGUGUCUGUUCAAGGUGUCUUAGUUUGAUAUUCCCAAUUUGUGCUCUGUCCCACUGGGAAAACCCUUACCAAUAUAAAAGAGGCUUUCCUUUGAGAAAAGGGAUCUAGUAGAACCCUUCAGGAAGGCAGAACCCUUAGCCAUUCAAAGAACCCCUGACAGAAAACAUAAACAAUGCUUUUGAACAUCAUUGAUGGUUUAUUGUUGAGUUGUCAGCACUUGGUUUUUUGGUCAGUAUGAGUUUGAUGUAAUACAAAAGAUCACUUCCUGAAGUGUCUCCAUAGUAGAAAAAACACAAAAACUCGUUCUCCACAGGAAGUGACAAAAUCUUUACUAAUUAUCAAUUCACAUGGGAUAUAUUCACUUAUCUGGGGUUCUACUGUUAUUCUGUAGGAGAUACACAAUCUUUCCAGAGAUUUCAAGGAAAUGUGAAUCUAUCUGAUAUGUCUGGUUAGAGUGGGACUAAAAAUCACACAGGUACUAUGGUAAUAACUACAUUACCCUACUUCCUGAUGUAAAAAAUAAUCAUUGCAGAAUAGGGCUUAGGAUGGAUUACUUCUAGAGUGCAGAUCCAAGGAGAAGAGUGAAGAGAGCUGCUUAAUGUGGACAGAAUAUUGAUUGAAAUGGUAGUGCAGAAUAUCAAACCAGAUAUUAUCAUUAUAUUAAGCCUACAGGAAUUGUGGGACAUAUCAGUAUACACAUGUCAGAUGUGGAUAGUAUGUAUAUAAUAUGUAUACAAUAUGUGUACUAUAAAGUAUAAAUGUGUUCUAGCAGUAAAUGGCAAAGAUUAAAUUGUAUUUUUUUUCUUUUUCCCCCCAUCAAUGGCACUGCACUGGAUUUCUGACAGGAAGUGGAUUGUAUACUGAAUUUUACUGGUUUGAAAAAUACCAAAAAGCCUGUGGGCUUGCAGGGAGUCCAACUGGUGUGCACCGAAGACACUACAGAAUAACCAUUUCAAACAUUAAAUGAGUGAAUCUCUAGAGAGUAUAAUAAUCUCAUAAUAAGAAAUAUAUAAAUUCACUUGCAAUUUUUACUUUUAAGAUUUUCAGGACAUCAUAUUACGUCCAAAAAAACUUUACUAAGCAGGCGUAAAGCAAUAGAGAUAAAUUUACUGUUUCCCUUUGCCUCUAAUGUAGUCAUUAGCCAAGGCAUGUUUGCUUCUUUAGUAUUUCACUGGAAUUACUAAGAUAAUGAAGCUAACAUGUAAUGAAGGCUUAUAGUGGCCUGUUUAGCAUUAUAUGCACUGACUAAAAUCAUUAGUGAAGGUGUAUGGAACAUGCGUAAUAAGCUGCAAAACCUGUGUGUGAUAAGCACCAUCUGAAAGUACUUGUGGAAAAAUAGACACUAUUAAAACUAUUUUGCAACCUUAAUGCAACAAAGUUAUUAAAUAGUUAUAUAAUCAAUACAAUUAAAUAAUAAUAGUAUAGUAAUAAUAAUAAUAAUAAUAAUAAUAAUAAUAGUCAUCAUCAGCAUGUGAUAUGUGCAAAUUUUCUUCAGUAUACAUUAGUAUCUUUUAAAAAAUCCUACAAUUGUUAUUAAACAAUUUGUUUCAACUAGUGAUUUACUUUACUAUUUUAUUUUAACAAUAAGGAAGAAAAAAAUCCAAAGCCAAGCGAGAUUCGAAUAUCUAACCCCUGAGACAAACAACCUACUAAUGCACCAUGGCAUUAGGUGGUUAUAAUUGAACACUUUCAAAUAAAGACUAGCAAUGGCAAACUUCUGCGCUAUAAAAAAGUGUUAUCCAAAUUGCUAAAUGCUGACAUAAAUGUAUAACCUAACAGAAACGCAUAGUUCUUCCUUGAUUGGAUAAUAACAAUGUUUAAAUUCACUGGCUGUCAAAACCAGCAUUUUAGAAAAUGGCUCCUUUUUUACACCGUCAAAGCGGAACAAAAGUAUUAAGAGUUUAAAAAAAAAAAAAAAAAAUGCCACAUUAUGGAAAGCCUUUUACUGCUUUAUAAAUAAUUCCAUAAUGGCGAAAAAUACUUUUUUAAUGCCACUCUCAAAUGCUACAGUGACACAUGCAUGUUUUGUGGUGAAAUGUGAACCUACUGGUGUUCCACUCACUCCAAUGUGGCACAGUAUUGCCUUUUUAUGUGCUGUGAGCUACAUAUCUCACAAAAAGUAAAAACUGCACGCUCCAGUGCCUUUUUGUUAUGGUCCCACAGGAUCCCAGUCCUGAUGCACUCCUCUAGAUCAAACCUUAAUUCAACAGACAUGAACAGAGAGUUCAACCAAUCCAUCAUAUGCAUGGGAAAAGUUAAAGUCAGGGGGUGUUAACACUAAAGUUCAAGUAAAAUGUGUAUAUAGCGAAAAUUUUGAGCAAAGAUAAGCCACAGUUUUAUCAAAGGAAACAAUCAUUCUUAGAAGCACAGUUCCUCUCAACACUUCCCUGAGAACAAUGUAAACAGUACUGCUCUCUCUGUGCACACAGCGCACUCAGGUGGUUCAGACACAUAACUGCAUGAUGUUUCUGCAUGUUCCUUAGUAACAAGGAUGUUAAAUGUUUAAUAACAAUGCGUUCUAUUACAUGUACAGGCAUAGUCCUCCAGUGAAAAUAAAAAAGCUGGUACAAACUCAAUCACUGUAAUAAAUCACAUGGA